This is a messenger RNA of Neohortaea acidophila, 1497 nucleotides long. RefSeq lists its product as uncharacterized. The record is from RefSeq and is a predicted model, not a curated record. The transcript has 2 exons. Bases 416 to 1414 code for a protein of 332 amino acids. Gene Ontology annotation, cellular component: endoplasmic reticulum. Lineage: Eukaryota; Fungi; Ascomycota; Dothideomycetes; Mycosphaerellales; Teratosphaeriaceae. Gene Ontology annotation, molecular function: oxidoreductase activity.
GAUGAUGUUGUUCGGGUGAGGGAGCACGCAAUUCUGGGGCAGAUCGAGCGGGAGACUUCGGCGAUGUGGGCAAGUCACGUGCGUGAGGAAGAUGCCAAGUGGUAGAUACAAUGGCGACGUCUCUGCCAGCAAAAUGUGGAGUAGCAGGCUCGAAGGCGGAAUGGUUAUGUCUGGGGAUGUCAAAGGCAAGGAGGAUGAGGUCGAGGCGAGGUGGGAAUUGACUUUGACACUUGGUUGUAACGUUGCAGUACCUGGUACUUCGUGCGCAGGUAACCCUGCCCAAGGGCGAUCAUUCCGAGACGUACUCCUUUCACACCGACACACGACAUCUUGACAACCUGGAGAGAGCACGAUAGCACUGCAUAGCUUAGCUUCGUCACUCAUUCCGCGUGUUUCCAAGACCAAAUUCAUCGCCAUGGCCAGUGGCCAACACAGCACGGUCAUCGAACAGCUGGUCGUCCUGACCUAUUCAAUCUGGAAAGAUCAACGAGUACAGACACUCACCUCUCUAACCGGCACAGCCCUGCUGCUCUAUGUCGCCUAUCACGCCGUCCUGACGCUAUGGUUCUGGAUCAAGCCCGGAGGCAUUCUGAUCUACUGCCACUCCGAGACAGGGUCCUGGGCGCUGGUGACGGGCGCGAGUGAUGGAAUCGGACAAGCUUUCAGCGACGAUCUGCUGAAGCGAGGCUUCAACGUUCUACUCCAUGGCCGCAACCCGCAGAAACUCGAUGGCGUUCGCAAGAAGCUUGCCCAGAAGUACCCUCGGCGGUCUGUCGACAUAGUAGUGGCGGAUGCCUCGAAGGUGGAUGAGAGCUACAAAGUGGUGGCUGAGAAGGUGAAGCAGCUGCCGGGCAAGCUCACCAUUCUCGUGAACAACGUGGGAGGGGUCAGCACGUACCCGCAAUACGUGCCUCACGCCGAGAUGGCGCACGAGAACAUUGAUACGCUGCUGAACAUCAAUCUGCGCUUCCCGACACAACUAACAGCGGCCCUCCUCCCCACCUUGAAGGCGAAUGCACCGGCUGCAAUCCUCAACUGCGGCUCUAUGGGAGGCCUGAUGGCAAUGCCGUACAUCAUCACCUACGCCGCCACCAAAGCAUACAUCCGACACUUCACGGAAUGCCUCCGAACGGAGAUGAUCGCCGAGGGCACGACCAACGUUGAGGUGAUGGGGUGGAGCAUUGGCAACGUCGAAUCGAACAGCAACCGAUUUCAGAUUGCGGGGACGGCGACGAGCGAGGAGUGUGCGAUCGCCAGCCUGGACCGGGUGGGGUGCGGGCGAGGCUUUACGUUCCCCAGAUGGUUGGAUUUUGUGCAGGCCCGGGGGGCACAAAUGCUGCCCGAGAGGCUGGUUCGGAAGAUCACCAUCGCGGAGAUGUCAAAUAGGAGAAUUGCGGAGCAGAAGAGCUUGUGAGGAGUGGUACUUGGGUCGGUGAGGGACUUGUUGACUGCAAGCGAGCUGGAAGGUUGAUCAAGCCAGAGUCUAAUGGUUUCCGG